AUGGUUUGCACUGCUAAUGAUUUAUCAGCAUGGAAAGAUUUCCCAAAAGGCCUCAGGGUCCUUCUUCUUGAUGAGGACAGCACUUCGGCUGCCGAGAUUAAGUCAAAACUAGAAGCUAUGGACUAUAUUGUUUUUACUUUCUGCAAUGAGAAAGAAGCUCUGUCUGCAAUUUCAAGCAAACAAGAAAGCUUCCAUGUUGCCAUUGUGGAGGUGAGUACAAGCAAUAGCGAUGGGAGUUUCAAGUUUCUUGAAGCUGCCAAGGACUUGCCAACCAUUAUGACGUCAAACAUUCAUUGUCUAGGCACCAUGAUGAAGUGCAUAGCGCUUGGUGCAGUUGAAUUUCUUGGGAAACCUCUCUCCGAUGACAAACUAAAGAACAUAUGGCAGCAUGUCGUUCAUAAGGCGUUCAAUGCAAAGGGGAGUGUCAUCUCAGAAUCGCUAAAACCUGUCAAGCAGCCGGUGGUCUCUAUGAUGCAGCUUCAACUGGAGAAUGGAGAAGCCAAUGAAGAUAGGUCAGAAAAAACAGUAGAUGUGUCUCUGGAAAAUGAAAAUGAGCUAGAGCAGUCAGCUGAGAGCUUUAAGUAUCCAGCUCCAUUAACCCCACAAUUAAAACAAGGAGGAAGAUUUGUGGAUGAUGAGGAUUGCCAAGAUCAAACUAAUAGCUUAAUGAGAAAGGAGAACGGGGAGCAAGAUGGGGAAAUUAAAUCUGUCGAAACUACUUGUGGAAAUUCAGUGGUUGAAGAGACUCUAAUUGUGAGCGAACCACAGAGUUCAGGAGAGAUUGUGAUCAAAGAGGAGACUGACUUGGCUGAUGGUGCUAACAAUGAGGGUAAUCUGUGCCCAGACCUGCAAAAUAAAGACAAUCUUGACAUUUCUAAUGGAGGGACUGAAAGCUCUAGUAAAGCUACCCAUAGUGUCUCUGGGAUUAAGGCUAGCCGAAAGAAGAUGAAGGUAGACUGGACGCCAGAACUGCAUAGAAAGUUUGUCGAAGCAGUGGAGCAGCUAGGUAUAGAUCAAGCGAUACCCUCUCGAAUUCUAGAGCUGAUGAAAGUGGAAGGCUUGACAAGACAUAAUGUAGCAAGUCAUCUCCAGAAAUAUCGAAUACAAAGGAAGCACAUCUUGCCGAAGGACGACGACCGGAGAUGGCCACAUCAAAAAGAUCAAAUGCAAAGAAAUUACCGUUUCUAUAAACCUAUCAUGGCUUUCCCAACAUACCAUUCUAAUCCUGCUCUUCCGGCUGGUCCAGUUUUCCACGUGUGGGGAGCUCCUAAUACUCACCCGGCACCUGUUCCAAUGUGGGGUGGCUAUCCCCCGUGGCCACCGACAGAUAGUUGGCAGUGGGAGGCUUAUCCUGGGUUGCAUGCUGACGCUUGGGGUUGCCCUGUGAUGCCACCAACUCAUACCCAUUCUCCUUCCUUGCCUCAUCAGAAUACAUCUGGUUUUUACAAUGCUGGUGCUGUCAAUGGCUAUGGCAUGCCUCAAAAUUCUUUCGAACAUCACCCGGCCGAGGAAAUAGUUGACGAGGCUGUGAAAGAGGCAAUAAGCAAGCCAUGGCUACCCCUGCCUUUAGGCCUAAAGCCUCCUUCCACUGAGUGUGUCCUGGCUGAGCUUUCCAGGCAAGGCAUCUCCUCCAUCCCUCCCAACAUCAACAGCUCUAAUUCUUGCUGAUGUGGCAUCACGACCUCCGGCCCCACUGAGUGACUCUGCUAAUGACCCAAAGUAGAGGCACUUUCCUGCAACCAAGGCUCAUUACCUGUCACCACCAACUUUUUUUUUUUCCCAAUCGUUCCUGAUUGGUUGAAAUUGCCUAUCUUUUGAUAUACCCUUGAAGGUUCUCACCAACCACAACCAGCACAAAAUGGCCAUUACAGGAACGGCUAUAGAAUCGGCCACGUAGUCGCAUUGUCCACCCCAUAUGAACUCUGUGGUUGUAAAUAGACCACACAGAGUUGAGAUCGUUGAAUGCGGGUUUCUGGGUGUUGGAUAAUUCUUCUUCUUGUCUUGAUUAAGGAGGAGGUCGUAGUGGGACCAUUGGUGGUGAUGGGGCUAGACUACCAUGGUGCAUUGGUGCAUGCUGCAGCUGCUCUGUGAAUAAAGUUGAAACUAGCUAGUCUUGGUGGAUAAUGACUUGAUCUCUAUCUAUAAAUAAAUUUAAUGAAAUUGAUUCAGCAAGAUCAUGAUUCAUGACUCAUGAAUGAGUAGUCUACUUCAUUGUUGUGAAAUAAUAGACUGAGAAAGGUGUAUUUUUCUGGAUCCAAAUUAAAGCUUUUAAAUU
Molecule: messenger RNA, 2275 nt
Organism: Tripterygium wilfordii
Lineage: Eukaryota; Viridiplantae; Streptophyta; Magnoliopsida; Celastrales; Celastraceae
Product: two-component response regulator-like APRR2
Exons: 11
Coding region: 1-1668 (555 amino acids)
Biological process (GO): positive regulation of DNA-templated transcription; phosphorelay signal transduction system
Cellular component (GO): nucleus
Molecular function (GO): transcription cis-regulatory region binding; DNA-binding transcription factor activity
Source: RefSeq, a predicted model, not a curated record